Corapipo altera (White-ruffed manakin) is the source of this 2870-nucleotide messenger RNA. RefSeq names its product putative bifunctional UDP-N-acetylglucosamine transferase and deubiquitinase ALG13. NCBI's taxonomy places the organism in Eukaryota, Metazoa, Chordata, Aves, Passeriformes, Pipridae. The transcript is spliced from 23 exons. Gene Ontology annotation, molecular function: cysteine-type deubiquitinase activity. The coding region runs from base 1 to 2805 and encodes 934 amino acids. Gene Ontology annotation, biological process: protein deubiquitination. The record is from RefSeq and is a predicted model, not a curated record.
AUGCAGAAGGGCUGGAAAAAGUACUUCGGGCAGAAGUCCCUCAGCGAGGUGGCCAUGGACAAGUACCUGGGAAGUCUGGGACUCUACCGCAAGAUGACGGCCAAGGACGCCUCCUGCCUCUUCAGAGCCGUCUCGGAGCAACUGUUCUCAUCUCAAAUUCAUCAUUUGGAAGUUAGGAAAGCUUGUGUCUCCUUUAUGAGGCAGCACCAGUCCAGGUUUGAAUCUUAUGUGGAAGGCUCAUUUGAGAAAUACCUAGAACGACUAAGAGAUCCAAAGGAAAGUGCUGGCCAGCUGGAAAUAAGUGCUUUAUCAAUGAUGUACAAGCGAGACUUCAUUCUGUAUCGGUACCCUGGAAAGCCACCCACGUAUGCCACAGACCAUGACUUUGAAGACAAGAUUUUACUGUGUUGUUCCAGCAACGGCCAUUAUGACUCUGUGUAUACAAAACAAUUUCAGGAGAAUGCUGCUGUUUGCCAGGCUCUAUUAUAUGAGGUCCUGUACAAAGGUGUGUUUGGCAUGGAUGAGGAAGAAUUAAGGUCUGCAGUGGAGGUGUUUCGAAGUGGAUCCAAGAAGAACAGAAACAGUGGUCGUGUAGGAAGUGAGGAUGCAAACUUCGGUUGUCUUCAUGAAAAAGUAUCCAGAAAUCCAUCAGAAAAGAGGGUGGAUGACUGGGAAGGCAAUGGUGCUGGCAAUCCAGAGGAAGCUAAGUUCAAACAAGGCAUUGAAGAAGAAAAGCCUUCAGAAAAUCCCCCAAAGAUGCCUGUUCCUUAUAAAGUGCUAAAGGCACUGGACUCUGCGAUCUAUCGAAACGUGGAGUUUGAUGUUUGGCUGGACAGCAGAAAAGAGCUUCGAAAAACUGACUACAUGGUGUUUGCUGGGAGACAGUACUAUUUAGGAGACAAGUGUCAGGUGCGUCUGGAGCCGGGAGAGAGGUAUUACAAUGCUCAUAUCCAGGAAGUUGGACAGGAGGACAACACGUUGACUGUAUUUGUUGUGGAGCUGGCAGAAAAACAUACAGUUCCUUUGGCAAACUUGAACCCAGUGACUCAAGCGGCUCCUGUCCUUGCUCAGAAUGUGGCUCACAACCGAAGAGGAGGAGCCUAUCAGAAAAUAACAGGUGGACACUUCUCAGGAAUAGAAACGGGUAUGAAAACACAAAAGAGUAUGCUUAAGAAAGUUCGUGGAAAGGAAUUGGCUUAUAGCAGGGGGCAGCCACUUCUUCCACCCCGCCUACAGCACAAAGUUCCUUCGGGGCGCUCUCUUCCAGUUCACUGCUCCCAGGGUGGCGCAAACAUGGCACCUUACAAACCCUAUCAUCAGCAGGACCCUCAGAGACAUCACCGUGGAUUUGGGAUGCUGAGUUCCCCCUUUAAACUCAGGGGAUCUGCCCAAUUUAUAAACAGGCACAGCAUGGUUGGCCCUCAAAUAGCAUUCAACCCCAGUCCAGGAAAGAGAUGUUGUCAGAGCUAUGACAAUUUCUCCUACAGGUCCUGGUCGUACAGCCGUAGCCGCCGUCAGCUGCAGAGUGAGAAUAAGGAGUGUCAGGAUGGGUUUAUGGCAGGGCACGGAGAGGAGCCUCAAGGGCCAGAAGAAACUCUGACUUUCUAUGAGACUGAAGGAGAGAAUGAUGCUGCUUUUUCUACCUUACCAGUAAGUUAUGAACAAAGGGUAAGCUUUGCUUUUCAGAGCCAGAGUAGUCCUGCUCCCACUGUCCAUAGUCCAACAGGAUUUUGGGUAGCAAGGAGAAACCAGAACUCUGUUUCACCUAACAAGCAGACCCUGAAUUCCUCAGAGGAGGAGGAAGCAGUAAGUGAAAAUGGAAAAUUUCAUGAAGAAUAUAUCUAUACACUCCUAGAUCCUGACUGUGAAACUGCAACAGUAUUUAGUUCAGCAGAACCUACAGCAAACUUGGAUUUCCAAAAUGAUUUAUAUAAAGUGAGAAUUUUUGAAGUAUGUGGUAUUUCUGUAGUCUCUGUCAAAGCCAGUUGCAGAGGCAGUCUGCUGAAUACUCUGACUCUUUUCCAGGUGUUGGUGAACUCUGCAGGAGUUUCAACCUCCACAGAUGUUUAUACUGCUCCAGCUACAGGCCUCUCUUCAAAUUCUGCUACCUCCACUCCAACCAGUGUCACCACAGCAACUCCCCCCCAGACAGCAGUUCAACCUGUCAUAGUAUCUCCCUUUUCUGUGGGGAGACCAGUUUCUUCGGUGCCGUUCCCAACUUACUCAACUCCUCUUCGUCCAGUGAGUGAGGUGGGACAAGCUGGUGCUGUUCUUCCAGCUUACUCUUGUGAUCCCAGUGGCAGUGAUCUGCCUCGAGAUACAAAGGUCUUGCGGUAUUACUUUAAUCUGGGAUUGCAAUAUUGCCAUCAGAGCUAUUGGCCUUCCAUGGUGUAUGCACAGCCAGUGCUGCCUCCAUCUUCAGCAGAAGUUUAUCCAGCAUAUGCUGAGCCAGCUCCUGCCUUAGAUCAGUCAGUACCUCAGAUCUUCACUGAUGCUCGGCAGACUGAAGUCCAGGUUCCCUUGGAAGCACCAGCAAAUGGUAACUUUCCAAAUGCAGAGCCUCCACCCCUAUCCUAUGGACCAGUGCAUUACCCAGUUGUGUCAUACCCCUUCAACCAGCAGUCUCUGCCUCGGUUUGACACUGUGGUUCCUGCCUACCGCUAUAUUAGUACCUGGCACCCAGUAAAUCCUGCACAUGGAAGUUCACCACAAAUGGCCAACGCUGUAAGUUCAGGACCACCACACCAAAUCAGCUAUAUUGCCUCACCUAACCCUGUACCUCAUGACAUGCCUCAAGGAAUGUAAAUCUGGGAGCUGGAAACUCAUUCUUGGUUUCUCGUUUCUUGUUUGUCAACUGUUGCUAAUAUAUU